Eucalyptus grandis is the source of this 1171-nucleotide messenger RNA. Its product is annotated as UPF0481 protein At3g47200-like. The transcript has 2 exons. NCBI's taxonomy places the organism in Eukaryota, Viridiplantae, Streptophyta, Magnoliopsida, Myrtales, Myrtaceae. The coding region runs from base 201 to 1007 and encodes 268 amino acids. The record is from RefSeq and is a predicted model, not a curated record.
AGCUUGAAGCAUUGGGGCCUUGGACAAUCUCAAACUCUAUCCCCCCGACACUCUUUCCCAUCUCUCUCUCUAUAGCUUCAUAAUUUCACCUCUUUUCUUACUCCUUCCAGCAUAAAAUAGAGAGAGAGAGAGAGAGAGAGAGAGAGAGCAUAAGACACUCCAGAGCAUACGUUUUUGGAACCUGCGAAACUUGCGGAACCAUGGCUCCAGAACCGCUAGCGGUGGUCGAGAACCCCGUGGAAUGGACCUUCUACGUCAACGAGAAACUCAAGCAAAUGCCCCUCGACGAGCAACCGACCUGGAAGAAGCGGUGCGUCUACAGGGUCCCUGCCUGCGUCGUCACCGACCUCAACAUCAAGGCCUACCGGCCGCAGGUUGUCUCCUUCGGGCCUUACCACCACGGCGAAGAACACCUCCGCCUCAUGGAGGAACACAAGGAGCGCGCGCUCUUCCGCAUCCUCAAGCGGUCCCAGAAGCCCAUCGAGCGCUUCCUCGAGUCCCUGAGGGAGGUGGCGCGGGACCUUGCGGAGAGCUAUGAGCGGCUGGACUUCAAGUGGAAGGAGUUCAGCGGUGACGGCGUGGCAGACCGGUUCCUGGAGCUGAUGGUCACUGACGGCUGCUUCAUACUCGAGAUCUUGAGGACCGGAACAGAAAGGGUGGAAGACUACGCGCUCAAUGACCCCAUCUUCAGCAACCACGGGAAGCACCACAUACUGCCGUACAUUAGGCGGGAUAUGCUGAGGCUGGAGAAUCAGCUUCCGAUCCAAGUGCUGAAUCGGCUGGCCGCUGUCGAGAACGACAGCAGGAAGGACGAGGAACUCAUCAACAGGCUCAUCCUCACGAACUAUCUAUCGGAAACUUCUUUUUACACUUCCUUAUGCAAGUGGUAUCCGCACGACAACAAUCUCGUAUUCAGUGCACUGACUUUAUACUCCAAUAACGCAGGGCGACGAAUUCAUCAACAAUCUCAUCGUCAACUUCUUCGGCUCCCCCAGCAAAGUCACUAGCAAAUGCCUUCACGUUCUGGACGUCUAUAGGAAGAGCCUGUUUGAUGUAGAACAAUAUGCAAAUGCCUUUCUGGAAACAAUGGAGCGUCAUAAGAGCGGGCGGUCCCAUAAAUCAAAGAGGAUUGUGUGAUCUUCAAGAUUGCAAAAGGAAUUACAAUAUUUGA